Molecule: messenger RNA, 1371 nt
Organism: Brassica rapa (field mustard)
Lineage: Eukaryota; Viridiplantae; Streptophyta; Magnoliopsida; Brassicales; Brassicaceae
Product: uricase
Biological process (GO): purine nucleobase catabolic process; urate catabolic process
Cellular component (GO): peroxisome
Molecular function (GO): urate oxidase activity
Source: RefSeq, a predicted model, not a curated record
CCCAACACGCUUUCUUUCUAUAUUCAUAUACCUAUCCAUCCUCCUCUAUUAUUGAAUUUGAUCCGAUUCGAUCUCUCUCUCUCUCUCUUACCCCACCAUCGAAGUAAUCUCCCAUGAAUCUCACAUACUGUGGCCUUUUGAUCCUCUAGUAAAUCGUACGAUCUGUAUCAGUUUUAAUGGCAGGAGAAGGAGGGUUGAGAGUGGAGCAAAGACAUGGGAAGGCGAGAGUGAGAGUUGGGAGAGUUUGGCGUCAAGGCGGCGAUGGAUCUCAUCACUUUGUUGAAUGGAACGUUAGCAUCAGCCUUCUCUCUCACUGCCUCUCUUCUUACCACCGUGACGAUAACUCCGACAUCGUCGCUACCGAUACCAUGAAAAACACCGUUUAUGUCAAGGCGAAAGAGUGUGGAGAUCGACUCUCUGUUGAGGAAUUUGCAAUACUUUUAGGGAAUCACUUCUGCUCCUUUUAUCCACAGGUUUACACUGCUAUUGUUAAUAUCAUUGAGAAGCCAUGGGAGCGUGUGUGCAUCGAUGGAAAGCCCCAUUUACAUGGUUUCAAGCUUGGGUCAGAGAACCAUACCGUGGAGGCUACAGUACAAAAGUCUGGUGCACUAGCCUUAACUUCUGGUGUUGCAGGACUAGCUUUGCUCAAGACAACCCAGUCAGGAUUUGAGAAGUUUGUGAGAGACAAGUACACCAUUCUGCCUGAUACUCGAGAGAGAAUGCUUGCCACAGAGGUGAAUGCAUCUUGGAGGUACUCGUAUGAGUCUGUUGCAAGCAUCCCAAAAAAGGAACUCUACUUCAGUGAGAAGUUCAUGGAAGUGAAGAAAGUUCUGAUGGAUACUUUCUUUGGUCCUCCAGAAACCGGUGUGUAUAGCCCUUCUGUCCAACGCACACUCUAUCUUAUGGGAAGCGCUGUACUGAGAAGGUUCCCUGAUGUAGCAUCAAUUCACCUUAAAAUGCCAAAUAUUCACUUCUUACCUGUAAAUCUUUCAACAAAGGAAAACCCUUCAAUGGUUAAGUUUAAGGAUGAUGUGUAUUUGCCAACGGAUGAACCUCAUGGAUCUAUUGAAGCUACCCUAAGCCGCAUAACCUCGAAAAUGUAAAAGCUUUUGGACAAUGCAAUGACAGAUUAAAGACAACACUUCACAUGUUCUACAACUUUUGGCUUUUUUGCCUUGUUUAUGAAAUAAAGAGGGGCACUCUUCAUGAGGUGCUAGCUCUAUGUUGCAAGCAACUAUGGUGUCUUUGAACACAAAAAAAUGUAUGUGAUGCAUGGGUUUGCAUUUAUAUGCUAUAUAAACCAUGUACAGGACCUUCCUUGUACCCAAAAUGUUUCAACUUGAAUUACAAUGUUGUUGUAGUUGAAGUCAA